Molecule: messenger RNA, 1245 nt
Organism: Saxophila tyrrhenica
Lineage: Eukaryota; Fungi; Ascomycota; Dothideomycetes; Mycosphaerellales; Extremaceae
Exons: 2
Coding region: 1-1245 (414 amino acids)
Biological process (GO): carbohydrate metabolic process
Molecular function (GO): hydrolase activity, hydrolyzing O-glycosyl compounds
Source: RefSeq, a predicted model, not a curated record
AUGGCGGCAACACUUCAAACAUUGGGCCUCGCAGCUCUCUCGCUCUCAUCUCUCGCCUAUGCUCAGCAGGCUGGUGGCGGAGAGAAACAUCCGUGUCUCACGAGCCAAUACUGCACGAAGAAAGACGGCUGCACCACUCUACAGACCUCGGUGGUCAUUGAUUCAGGAAGCCACGCGAUCCAGAACAUCAAGACCGGCGAUUCAUGUUUGGCGGACGGCGGACUCGAUGAAGCAAGCUGCCCCAACGUAAAGAAAUGCGGCAAGAACUGUGAGAUUGUGGGCAUCUCCGACUACGCAUCCCAUGGCGUGACCACCUCGGGCAGCUCCAUGACCCUCCAGAUGUACGUCAAUGGUGAGAGCGCAUCACCUCGAGUGUACCUGCUCGACCCGUCUGGAAAGAACUACGAGCUUCUCAAGCUCAACGGCCAGGAAUUCACGUUCGAUGUCGACAUGCACGACUUGCCAUGCGGUAUGAACGGCGCCCUCUACUUCUCCGAGAUGGAAGCCAGCGGUGGCCGCAGCAAGUACAACCCAGCCGGCGCCGAGUAUGGUACAGGUUAUUGUGACGCUCAGUGCUUCAAUACCAGCUCAUUCAUCAACGGCGUGGCCAACGUCAACCAACUUGGCGCCUGCUGCAACGAGAUGGAUAUUUGGGAAGCCAACUCUGUCGCCACGGCAUACACUCCUCACACCUGCACCAAGCCCGGCUUCUACGAGUGUGCCGGGGAUGAGUGCGGUCCUGAUGGGAUCUGUGACAAGAAUGGCUGUGGAUUCAACCCCUACGCGCUCGGCAAGCACAACUUCUACGGCCCCUACGACAAGGUCAACACGGCCAGACCUUUCACGGUCGUGACGCAGUUCAUCACCAACGAUGGCACCACGUCUGGUACCUUGCAGGAGAUUCGCCGCAUCUACAAGCAAGGCAACAAGAUCAUCCAAAACGUCGCCGUGAAAUUCCAGGACGGCACUAUCAAUUCUCUCACAAACCCCUACUGCUCGGCGACGGCGGACGGAUUUACUGAACGAGGUGGCUUGGCUGAAAUGGGCGAGGCUCUCGGACGAGGCAUGGUCCUUGCAAUGAGCAUCUGGAACGAUGCCGGAGGCUAUAUGAACUGGCUCGAUGCUGGAAAGGCAGGUCCUUGCGCGCCAAAGGAGGGCAAGCCGUCGAGGAUUGAGAAGAACGAUCCAGGGACCCAUGUGGUGUUCUCGAACAUCAAGUGGGGUGACAUUGGGUCGACUUACUAG